UGAUUUGUUGUAAAUUGUGAUUAUUUUUGUGUACCACCAAUUAAUUGUAUGAACUUUUUAAGUUAGUAAAUAGUAUUGUUCAUGAAUAAGACGCAUUGUUUUAUUAUUGAUACCCGUUUCAAUUGUAUCGUUGUGUCUGUUUUACACAAUUACGUUUAUCGCCGACCGACUUAGUUGGAACCGACAGAAUACCGAGUGCAAUCAGACGCAGGGACGAUGACUGAUGUUGCAUCCCUAGACAAAUAUUCGUACCACAGCACUUAUCCUACAAGAUAGAGAAUGUUCUUUUUAAUUGUUAAGACCGCAUUUGCUAUAUCGCUCAACAGUUUAAGAAGUCAAUAGCAUAUCAACUAUAUUGCUCUACGCGAAUCGCUUAUAAGGAAACUGGAUAUAUAACCUCGAAACUAGUCUGAUUUAUGUUACGUAAAUUUUAACAUAAAAAUGGGAGACUCUGGAGACAGUGAUAGUGAUUUAGAUACUGGGAAUAAGCGUCGAAAACAAAAUGUUAUAGAGAGUGAUGAAGAAAGUUCAUCUAGCAGCUCUGACGGAGAAUCCGCAAAAUGUCCUAUAUGUCUUACUCGUUUAGGUGAAGAGAAUGUAGCAUCACCAAAUUCAUGUUUACAUUCAUUUUGUUUAAAUUGUAUCACCGAAUGGGCUAAAAAUGCUAAAACAUGUCCAAUUGAUCGAUUAGAUUUCAAGUUUAUUAUUGUGCGAUCAGUUUUCGGAGAAGUGCUAAGUGAAAUAGAUGUAAGUCAGAAUAACGAAAAGAUAACACAAGUAAACAAUGUUGAUGAUUUAACCUAUUGUGAAUCCAUUUUAAAGGUUUGCCAUUUGAGCAACCGUGAAGACGAAAUGCUUUUAUGUGAUAUUUGUGAUUGUGGAUAUCACAUGGACUGCCUAAAUCCACCUCUUUCUAGAGUACCACUGGAAGAGUGGUAUUGUCCACAAUGUCGGUCAAGAGAAGAGCAGAGUGAUAACGAUAUUGAUGAAGACGAAGUUAUUGAUAUAUUAAACGACCUAAGUGAAGAUGAACAAGUAACUAGAGGACGAAGAACAAGAAUAUCACGGCAGCAAGAACCAAGAUUAGUCCCACGUACUAGAGCUAGCGAAAGAGUGAGAAUGAAUACUCGUCGGUUACAACAGAUAGUCAUGACAGUUGCAGAAGGUGUGAUGCUGUCUAGUAAUACACGAAAGAAAGUAUGUAGAAACAGAAAGUAUAGAAAAAGAAAAAUUAAGACAAACAAAUUUCGAAAGGCUAAAAAACCACGAUCUAACAAAAAUAAUUCAAUGUUAGCUGAGCGAUUAGGUACAUGUUCGACCCAAAUGAACAGAACUUCUGAUAGUAGUAAUACUAUGAGUAGUAAUACAUUCAGCAAUUUCGUUGAUCAUACAUCUUUAAGUAUACUUGGAAACCAUUAUGAGUUGGACUAUACACCAUUAGAGUCGGACAGUGAAAACGACAUUGGUGGCGAUGGACCAUUGUUUAUGUCAACGGUACCUCGAAUACGUUUUUCAACUGCUGAUAUAGUUUCCCGCAAAGAAAUUAGUGAAAUUCUACGUAGGCCAGUCAGGAAAAAUGUAAAUAUAUCGCAUAAUACAGAAUCAAUUAACAUAUUGGAUACUAUUAUGAAUGUACAAGAAAAGGAAUUUAAAAAGAAAACUAUGGAAAAUGAAAUGAAAAAUGUCGACAAACACACUACACAAACUCCAAUGUAUUCAGAUCAUCAUUCUGAUAGAAAUACAAAUAACGUCAACAAUUAUUCAUCCAAUCGCAAUAAUAGUAGAAAUUAUCCUAGGAAUAACAACGAGUCACAUUCUGAAGUAGUAGGAAAUUCGAGCUCUUAUGACGACCAUCAAUUACCGGCUAACCAAAAUUUCAGUGAAAAUCAACCGGUGAAUCCUUUCCCUUUUAGAAAUUCUGGACCUAUAAAAUUUCGAAUGAAUGUCACCAGACUUGGCGAAAAAAAACAGUCACAAACUCCACCAAAACCUGUUACUACUGAAAUAAUCGUCGAAGACGAAAGUGGAUCUAGUUCACAAGCGACCGAAUCAUUUAAAGCUCUUGAGCCUCCUCCAGAACCUCCUGCUUUGUUAAUGGGUAUUAAUCUAGAUGAAGAUGAAGCCGAUAACUUAGUUAUUGACGAUAACGACUACUACGAUCCUGAAAAUCCUAAUGAAAUUGAUGAGUCAACAGAUGUAAAUAAAUCAGCUGGAACAACUUAUAUGCAAUCACCAACUUAUGGUGGGUACAUGGAACAAGUUGAAACCAGUUCUUUACCGUUUAUUCCAAAUCAAACUAAUAAUAUGUUACCCCAUGAUGAAGGUUUAUCGUCUGAUGAUGAUGAAAAAGAAACUAAUGAUGAUUGUCCAAAUAUAUCAUUGUAUUCUACAGCUAGCCUUAACUUAUCAAAUUCGCCUAAAGCACACGAAGAGUGUGAAGCUGAUGCAUCCAAAGGAGAAGAUGAUUUUCAAGAUAUUCCUAUGCCGCCUGUUAGCCAAGAUAAAAAUUUGAAAUCGAAACUAGUAGGAGAAGAUCUAGAAUUUAAUGAAAUACAAUUAAAAACUAAUACUGAAACAUCUCUAGAUGAUGAUACCUGUGUAAUUUCUGAUAAUUCUGGUGCAGAAGAAGAAUGCAAAUCAAACAAUAGUGAUGAUGAUAAUGCAGAUAUUAUAAACUUGACUAAGGAAAGUAAAAAUAAAGACUGCAUAAUCAAUAAUGAUAGUAAUUCAGAUUUAGCCGAAACACAAUCUGCAAUUGAAUCAAAUAUAGACGAAGCAGUAAGUAAAGAAGAUGAAAUAUUAAUUGGUGAUAUGCCAUCAGAAGUUUCAUGUGAAAUAAUAAAUAAUUCUGAUAGUGAUGUUAAGGAGGUAAUAAACGAUUUGAGCUUGGAUCCAAUUUCAGAUUCGGAAGAAGAUAAGAAAAAAAGUAAAGGUCUUAAUACUAGUUCAAAUGCUGUUAAUAAUAAAGAAAAAUUAUCAAAUGGCAAAAAUGAAGAUAAAAAAGAUUUAGAUCAUAAUACUAAAAUGAAACUGAAAGAAUCUAAUAAGGAAAGUAUUCCGUGGAAAAAAUUAUCUAAGAACUCUAAAGACAGAAAUUAUCGUUAUGGUAAGGGAAAAGAGAAAAUUGGUGAAGAAAAUGAUAAAAAUAAAGAAAAAAAACAAAAGAGAAAGGAAAUAGAAUUGUAUGACGUACGAAGAGUGUUAGAAGACAGACCUAGAAGAAAAAAAGACAAAUUUGGGCGUGAUUUAUCUAAAUCUAGUCAUAGUGAUUCUGAUUCUAGAGACAGAAAUAAGCGUAAGAAGAAUAAACGAAGUCAUUCUAAACAACGUAGACGUAGUGUGUCGCCUAUUAAACCAAGAAAUCGUAAGCCAUCUAGAAGUCGUUAUCGCAGUGAAUCAAAGGAAAGGUAUCGUUCCAGGAGCAGACACCGAUCAAAUAGUAGACAUCGUUCUAGAAGUAGACACCGAUCAAUUAGUAAACAUCGUUCGAGAAGUAGACACCGAUCAAGUAGUAGACAUGGUUCUAAAAGUUUUAAACAUUCAAAUAAACAUGAUAAAAAUCAAGGGCAAUUGAAGGAACGGUAUCGAUCCCCAGCACUCUAUGAUGAACGUGAAUUAUCGCCUUUGCCUCCUAAACGCAAUACAAAAAAAUCCAAAGAAAAAGCAAGUAUAUAUUCGAAAAUUGAAAAAGACUAUGAGAAAAAAUUACAAAAAAAUAAUAAGUCGUCUAAAAAGAAAACAAAGAAAAAAUUAAAAGAUCAAUAUUUGUCACCCUCUCGUUCCAUAUCAUCUAGAAUACAGGUGUGGCAAUCGCCAAGAGACUGUGCAUGGUCACACACGGAUAUUUCUCGAACGCCAUCUCCUGUGUAUGGCCGUCAUGCAACAGACUUGGAUAUGAGUUAUCCUGCUAGAGAUCAAGAUUAUCCCGAGUAUAAUGAAAACUUAGCGGCGUUGGACAAUUUAACAGUAAUAGUGAAAAAUGAUAGUACGAAAAAAUCAAAGCAGACUAAGCGCCACACUACACGACAAAUCGCUGUCCCUCCCAGCAAAGAAGUAUACGCGUCUGGUGAUAACAUAUUAAUCAGCGUUAAUUUUAAUAAAGACUCUGUUAGUGAAGAAACUACACAAGAACCAGUGAAACGUAAGCGCCAAGAAACUACGACAGUUUUAUCAAUUAAAAAAUCGAAAACUAUUAGUACUACUUCUGUUGUUAGUACUGCUAAUCAAAAAGCUAUAAAAAGAGGACUAAAUCGUAAAAAGAUAACGAGAACACUAGAAAUAGUUAAUGCUAAACCAGUUGCAAUAAUAGAUUUAAACACGUCUCCAUUUAGAGAAUUACCUGUGUCUCCUAAAAAUGUUAUUGUAUUAACUGACAGUGACGAAGACAAACAAGUAACAAAACAAGACACGAAAAAAGAUAUCAGCCCAGAAAAACCAAAAGAAAACAAUGUCAUUGAACAAAAACCUGUAGAGAAAAAUGAAUGUAGUACCCAAACAAUAUCCACAACUACUAGUGGUGGUCCCAAGACUCCUCCAGAACCAACAAAUGUUUUGUCAAAAUCUGAUUCAAUUUCGAAGAAUAGCUGCGAGUUCAACAAUGUAGAUGAGGAUUGCGCCAAAUCUAUUGAUGUUCGUGGCCGAGGUCCCAACACGCCCCCAGAACCUCCAAGGUCGGUGGAUACAACAGCUAGUGAGACGGCAUACGAUCCCUUUGAACCAACUAAAUCAAACUCUCCUAGUCCUCCUCGAAUUGACAUGUUUGAGGAUGAUCACAACAAUACAACGAUACAGCCUCUUGAAGAGAGUAAGGCAGUGGAUGAGCAAUCAUCAACAUCACCGAAGACUACUACAACCACCACUAUGACGUCUCCGUUAGAGAUUCCUGUACAACCCGAUAAAAUUUCUCCUGAAAAACUGGCAACAUCAACUGCGAGUUCAUCACUUUACACUAGUCCACCUGCGACCAAAGCUCCUAGCCCUGUUGUACAACCGUUGCCUGUUACCGCACAAGACGAUGAAAUAAUUAAUCUGGACAACGAUGAUAGCCAAACUACUGCUUUUGAUAAUGAAGCUGAUUCGCCCUAUUCACCUGGAGAAGGUUUUGUCGACGAGCUUAAAGGAUCAUCACCCGAGAGCCCAACUCCUGCUCCCAAAAACGUAGCUAUUCCUCAGCCACAGAGUAAAAUUGAAUCGGCUAGAAGUAAAUUGGAUACUUUGCUCAGUAUACUACCACGAUCUAAACCAGCCAAUGUUUUUGAUAGCCUUAUAAUAAAAAAUAUGAAACCUCCAAAGUUUUUAUCCAAAUCAAAAUAUUUUAAACAAAACAAUGCCUCGAGUGAUGACAAUAUUGAUGAUUUACCGAGUUCCGCUGUUGAAUUAGAAUCUAAGAAUAAGUUUUUGGAGAAAUUGAAUCGUCAAGAACGAGUGAUCGAUGAGGUGAAGCUUGUGUUAAAACCUCAUUAUAAUAAAAAACAUAUAACAAAAGAACAAUAUAAAGACAUUAUGCGAAAAGCAGUACCUAAGAUUUGUCACAAUAAGAGUGGAGAAAUCAAUCCGCAGAAAAUACAAAGUCUGAUCGAAGCAUAUGUGAUUAAAUACAGACACUCGCAUAGGAAGCAAAUUCAACGGAUCCCAGUUUAAUAGCCGGUACUAUCGUUUUGUCUAUCAUACAAUCACAUUUAAGCUACUGCUCAAUUUGAAUGUUCAGUAGGUAAAUUUUAUUUAUGUGUAAUUUCUGUGUUCUUUACCAUUGUGUAUUAAUAUGUACUUUUAUUGGCCAAAGCCCAGAAACCAGUAUUGAUUUUAUUAUCUGGUUACAAUUUGUCUUUAUAAUUAUUAUUAUUUGUAAAAACAUAUAUGUGUACAUUAUUGUAUUAUUGUAUUAUGUAAUUUUUGUA
Messenger RNA from Adelges cooleyi (spruce gall adelgid), 5897 nucleotides. Its product is annotated as protein SCAF11. The transcript is spliced from 13 exons. Lineage: Eukaryota; Metazoa; Arthropoda; Insecta; Hemiptera; Adelgidae. The record is from RefSeq and is a predicted model, not a curated record. The coding region runs from base 442 to 5640 and encodes 1732 amino acids.